CAAAACAUAUUUUGUAUACAGAUGGAAAAGAUCCCAAUAACGCCGCAGAUGCUACGUACAGCUGUAAAAGAGUUACAAAAACGUCAACUGUUUGUUAAAUUAAAAAAUUUGAAAGAUUAUAUACACAGACAUUAUCCAGUUGAAACAGAUUUCAAAACUCUUGAGCAGGAAUUACAGGAAAAAUUGAAGUAUGCCGUUUGUGUUGGAUUGCUUGCUAAACAUGGAGAAGACCAAUAUUGUAUACCAACUUUACGACAAGAAGCUAAUGCUGUUAAAACGGCGAUAAGCGCAUUCUGGGAAAUAUAUAGAAACAAUAAUCAGUUGCCUAAUAUAAGAAAGAAACAAUCAGGUUUUAGAAGAUCGUUAUCGCAUCAGAAACAAAGAGAUUAUGCGAAUUCCUCUGAAAACGAUGACACUGAUAGCGAAGAUUUAGAUUUUUUCUAAAUUAAGAAUCAUGGUCGUGAAAAUUUAAUAUUGAUGUUAUAAUAUAAUUGUAAAAUCUUUUUGAACACGCUUGUAUAUUACGUUCUAUAAAAUACAAAUUCUGUAUGUACAUAAAGAAAUUAAUAUAUAAUAUAUACAAACAUAUAAAACAUGUAAAUUGUAGAGAUUACAUGCAGUAUAAUCAUGUACAAUAAAAAGUUUAAUGCUAUGUGG
This is a messenger RNA of Solenopsis invicta (red fire ant), 657 nucleotides long. RefSeq lists its product as uncharacterized. The record is from RefSeq and is a predicted model, not a curated record. NCBI's taxonomy places the organism in Eukaryota, Metazoa, Arthropoda, Insecta, Hymenoptera, Formicidae. Bases 22 to 444 code for a protein of 140 amino acids. The transcript has 2 exons.